CAUAAGUGGACUUAAGCGUCAUCAUUUUUUCAGUGUUUACUGACCACCCAGCCUUUUCCCUGUUGAAGAGCAAACAUACUCUCAGUUGUAGAAAAACCACACCUAUACUGCUUGUACAUUAACUAUGUAAUUCCAUGAAGCCCUCCCCUACUGCUCUAUAACUGGCCCAUUGUCAGUUAUUUCACACCUCGCCUAUUUUUCCUGCUGUUUUUUCUGCAAUGUCACAGUCAAUCAUUGAGUGGUGUUUGCUGGUUUCCUGAGCUGAGUUUGAACUCUGAUACAUACAGCUGUUUCACCUAGAAAUGGCUUUUAAGGAAAAAAAGUUUUUGAGAUAUAUCUCUUUAUGUUUUUUUAGCUUUUCACUUAUUUACUUUGUAAUGUACUCUACAAAAAAAGGCUGCUUAGAGAGUGGGCUGCCGGACAUGGAACACCUGAUCAAGCACGAUGCUGGAGAACUACAAGCUUGUUCAGCCAUCAUCCGAGGAGACAUAGAUGGAGUCAACAGCAAACACUUUGGCAACCUCCUUGCUGGGUGGAAAAAAGCUUCUCUUUUAUCUGAGUCUUUCUACCUAAAUGUCACAAAGGACUGUCAAGCUUUUGUAAGAGACAGAGGGUUUCUAACAGCUCCUCUGAGCAAAGAGGAAAGAGACUUUCCAAUCGCUUACUCUAUGGUUAUCCAUGAGAAGAUUGAAAUGUUUGAGAGGCUCCUGCGUGCUAUUUACACUCCUCAGAAUGUUUACUGUGUUCAUGUGGACCAGAAGUCGCCUAAGAUCUUUUCUGAGGCUGUACAAGCUAUUGUGUCUUGUUUGCCCAAUGUGUUUGUGGCCAGUAAGUUAGAGAGUGUUGUCUAUGCCUCUUGGUCACGAGUUCAAGCGGACAUCAACUGCAUGGAGGACCUUCUCAAGUCUCCUGUCAAGUGGAGGUAUCUCCUCAACACAUGUGGGGCAGAUUUUCCCUUAAAAACCAAUGCAGAGCUUGUUCGCUCCCUGAAAAAUCUCAAUGGAAAGAAUAGUAUGGAGUCAGAAGUCACACCCUCACACAAAAAAGCCCGCUGGGAGUACCAUCAUAACGUCACCAAUACUGUGACUCGGACAGGUAUUAAGAAGACCCCUCCACCCAUCGGCACCCCUAUGUUCUCUGGGAAUGCAUACUUUGUUGUUACUAGAGAGUUUGUAGAAUAUAUCUUUAAGACUCCAGAGAUCCAGAACUUUAUGGAAUGGGAGAAGGACACGUACAGCCCAGAUGAGCACAUGUGGGCAACACUACAUAGGAUGCCUUCGGUGCCUGGCUCCAACCCCCCCAAUGAAAAAUAUGAUGAGUCGGACAUGCUGGCCAUAGCGAGGUUGGUCAAGUGGAGUUAUCAUGAAGGAAACAUGAAGAAUGGAGCACCAUAUCCACCAUGCACUGGGACAUAUAGACAUGCAGUGUGUGUUUAUGGAGCAGGGGACCUGAACUGGAUUCUGAAGCAGAAACAUCUCUUUGCUAACAAAUUUGACCCACAAGUGGAUGAUAUUGCUAUAAAAUGCAUGGAGGCUUUUUUACGGUACAAAUCAAUUUAUGGUCAGUCUUUACUUAGCAUAGGUAAAACAAAAAGAAUUCAAUAAUGCUGCUACACAUUUACAGAAUCUAUACCAGCUGUGUAAAUUUUUUGACAUGCUGUAUAUGUGACUAUUAUUAUAUGACUAUUUAUCUUUAGAAGUAGAGUUUAUUCAAGAAAAUAUUCUAUUGUUCAAAGUUCCUGAACCUUAAUAUAGCGAAGUCAGUAAUAUUUAAAAUUAGUUUUAACAGUUAAAAGAUUUUAACACUAGUAAAACAGACAAACUUCAGAAGAGUGUGUGUGUGCAUGUAUGUGUGUGUGUGUCUGCUUGUGGGUGAACUCAGACUCAUGGUAAUAGGUGAGAAAACUAUUAGCAAGCAGUUAAUUGUAAGACUUUCCUCUAACAACUGUCCUGUUCCUUAGAAAAGACUUAUGCAAGUUUAUCAAGUGGCAUGUUUACUGCUUUGUAAAUAUAGCUGUAUUUGGUAAAUUGUUUAUUGAACUGCCAGUUCAUAUUGUAACAAAUAAUUUGUAAUGUUCCAUUUGUAUAAAUAUAACAUGUAAUUCAGAUAAAACGCCUUUAAGUUUUUAAAGCGUUUAAAGUAUUAAUUAUAUAUAAUUAAGUAUAUAGUGUCAUUUCUAUAGUACAGUCUUAAGUACUAUUUAGGCCUGGCUUCUAAUAUAGAAAUGAAUGAAAAUCUAACAUACAACCACAUUGUCAGGAUUGACAAAAGUAGGCAAUUUAAUAUAAUUUAGUACUUAUUUGGUUUGUUUGUUUAUUUGGUUUGGUCAGUUUAACUGACCCCUGCCUGUUUCACGACCACAGACUUUGCCUUUCCCCUUUGGAUUAUAUAGUUUGAUCUGCAUACCUACACUUGCUUCCGUCUCCGCCUACUUAGCAUGACAACUAUCUUACAUAAUGAAUCUUUCAGACACAAGACAAGCUAUGAUUCUCAGCCAGAAACACAGAAAUACAAAAAAAAAACUAAUGCUCAUCCAAGUUUAGAAGAAGACACAGAACCGAGGAUUUUUGUGAAAAACACCAAUGAACAAAUGUGAUAGAACAUUCAGUGUAUUCCAUUCAUAUACGAUUUAAUUUAUUUAUGUAGUCAAGUAAUGUCUACAUAAAUGGAAGCAAAAUGGAUGCACACACUGCUUUUUUAUACUCUAAGAGAUCAUCCAUAAACAUGGGUAAACAUUAUUACUGCAUUCUGUUGGACUGUACAAACUAAACAGCUAGCUUCAAUGCCAUAAUUACUAAUUAUCUUUAUUGUGACAUAAACUAAAACUAAUGAAUAAACCAUUUAAUACAUAAUUCAUUAAGUACAAUAUCCAUUACAUUAGUUAAUUAAUUAAUGCUUCACUCUCUUGCAACCAAUAAAUUAAGUAUAUAAAAACAGCAUACCAGCCUUUCACAACAUUUAAUACAUGUGCUGUUAACAAAGACAUGAAAUGGAUGAGUAAAGCUACAAGACAAUAUUUAGUCACCAUAACUUUUCCAGAAGAUUUCAUUAAGGCCAAUGAAAGGCCACAGAAAUCUCCACUCUUGCUUUAGUGGUGCCUGACAUAGUCAUUCACCUAUUCUCAUAGGUUCAAAUGCCCUUGAUGUGCUUCAUAACCAGCACUGUGGGUGGGAAACUUCUGCACACCAUACAUCUGUCUUUGGUUAUAGUCAGAUCCUGAAAACUCUCAAACCGAGAAAUAAGCAAAUAAAGAGUGGGAAGAUUCGUCUUGUAGGGCUGCAAGGCAAAGGGGAAAAAAGGAAAAAGUUAUCCUUGCAGGCCAGAAAGAUGUGUGUAAGAAGGAUCUAUGAAAGCUCUUGUUGUUAUAUGCCUGUAUAACAUGCAGUUGUGAAAUGAGGAUGUGCAUAUUCAGAAUGACACAGGAUAAGACAUGACACCACAUGCAUUGAAAAGAAAUACCGAAUGAAAAGACAGAAAUGUGCACAUGCUUAUCACCAUGUCCACAUCGACAUAUUUCACAAGCAUAUCUUCUUUCAGAAAGAAGCUGUCCGUUAAGUGGCACACCAGACUAUUCACUACACUAACUGGACCUGCUUAGACAAAAUAUUCCUGAGCUUUGAAGAACAGACAUUUUCAGUGGUAUUUGCAUGACUGCGGUUAAACGCAUCACCCCUGAAAUCAGCUAAAGAAUUUUAUCAAAGAAGACAAUCUAUUACUAGCACAAGCUAAACUGGAAGAUCAUACAGAUUGUUGGUGGCAUCGGGCAGGGUAGCACUGAUAAGCAGUGAAGCAUAUAAACCUGGUACUGUAUGCCAUAUAGUAAAAUACUUUAUGUGACACAAUACCAACAGGCACAAUUUGUAACUAAAUAGCUGCAACCCAUCCCCUUUAAGACUGAAUUGUUUUAGUUUUACAGAAAAUCUUUGAAGCAGAAACCCUCAUUACAGUAGCUACGAUACAGUUUUGGGGCUCUGGUACCCUAAACAGCACAAAAACAAUCUUACAUAAUGAAUCUUUCAGAGACAAGAUUCGCAUGAAGAUAUGAUUUAAUACACAUGCUGUUAACAAAGAAAUUAAAUGGAUGUAAAGCUACAAGACAAGGGAAGUCCAGUAAGAACACAAGUUUACACACAACAAUGCUAAAGCUAUUGAAUCGGAAUGAUCGUGUCCCUUAGCUAACCAACUAGCUCACAACUUAGCAUCAACUAGAAACACGUGAAAUACUUUAGCACAAUGAGAUGCACAACAAUGCAGUGAAGACCUUCCCUGUAGUUGGAAAGGUCACAAAGGUUCAGUCUAUGCAUAAACAGCUCUUCAAUGCACAUUUAUGAUGAUGAUAAUGAUUACUAUUAUUAUUACCUCAGGAAACCUUCUCUGUGUGAUAUACCUUUGAGUGUAGCUUGGAAAAUAUCAAGGAAUUGCAAUUCAUCAUUGGAUGUCCAUUAUGCACAUAUCCAGGGGGUGGGUGGACA
This is a messenger RNA of Ictalurus furcatus (blue catfish), 4472 nucleotides long. Its product is annotated as beta-1,3-galactosyl-O-glycosyl-glycoprotein beta-1,6-N-acetylglucosaminyltransferase 3-like. Gene Ontology annotation, molecular function: acetylglucosaminyltransferase activity. The transcript has a single exon. Gene Ontology annotation, cellular component: membrane. The coding region runs from base 303 to 1604 and encodes 433 amino acids. The record is from RefSeq and is a predicted model, not a curated record. NCBI's taxonomy places the organism in Eukaryota, Metazoa, Chordata, Actinopteri, Siluriformes, Ictaluridae.